Ilex paraguariensis (yerba mate) is the source of this 2647-nucleotide messenger RNA. NCBI's taxonomy places the organism in Eukaryota, Viridiplantae, Streptophyta, Magnoliopsida, Aquifoliales, Aquifoliaceae. The record is from the annotation of a GenBank genome assembly.
CUCUUUACCCUCCCCCAUCUCUCUCUCUCUCUCUCUCUCUCACUCACACACACGCGCACACGUACUUACAGAUUUCGCCGCAAAGGAGAUCGCACGGAGCUCCCUUUCUCUCUCUCGCACACGCCAAGCACAACACACACGAAGGAGCUGGGUAAUGGCUGAAUCUACCAGGCAACGAUGAAAAUCACCGGUGGCAAAGUGGACCUUCAUGCAAUUCUCUCUUCCAAAACCCUAAACCCUUCACCAGAUUCAGAUCUUGUACAAAAACCCCUCUCUCGUAAACCACCUCGCCGGAAGACUAAGAGCCCCAGGGUUUCGGGCGCCGGAGUCCGGUUGAAGAGAGACGUCGGAGCUCCAACAGGUAGACGGAGCAGACCCGAAACUCCUUUGCUUCGUUGGAAGCUUGAUGAUGAGAGAGAGACAGAUAAGAGUGCUAGGGAGGAAAAGUUGUCCCCUGAGAGUGGUCGAAAAAAUGGGCGGAAAGCGAGUGCUGUGGUCUCUUCGAGGAAGCUCGCCGCCGGACUUUGGCGAUUGCAGUUGCCGGAGGAGCCGAACAAUGGUGGUGGUCAACGAUUAGGGUUUUCUCAGACUGGAGUUGGUCAUGCUGCUGUCCCCAUUCAUGGUCAUCGAAAAGGUAAAGCGCUUGAUUCUCAGGCGAAUGUUCCAAUACAGAGUCCUCAUUCAAUCUCUUGUCCCAGAAAUGGUUUUUUGUGCAAGGUUGAACCUUCAAAUCAGUUUUCUAACCCCAUAAUGGAGGGUGCAACAAAGUGGGACCCUAUGGGCUGGAAAAUAGCAGAGCAAGCAGAACUGAAUCAUGGUCACCCAAGGCUUCUUGACCAACAGGUGACUUCUGUCUCGGCGAUAUCUGCACUUCAGGCAGAACUGCAGCAGGCUCGAGCCUGUAUUCAUGAUCUUGAAACUGAACGACGGACAUCAAAGAAGAAGAUUGAGCAUUUCUUGAAAAAACUCAGUGAGGAAAGGACUGCAUGGCGGAGCAAAGAACACGAGAAAAUCCGUGCAAUUAUUGAUGACAUCAAAGCUGACUUGAGCAGAGAGAGGAAGAAUCGGCAAAGGAUGGAAAUAGUUAAUUCCAAGUUGGUCAAUGAGUUGGCAGAUGCCAAGUUAUCUGCAAAGCGAUAUCUGCAGGAUUAUGAAAAUGAGAGGAAAGCCAGAGAGGUGAUAGAGGAAGUGUGCCAUGAGCUUGCUAAGGAAAUUGGGGAGGGCAAGGCUGAAGUUGAAGCACUGAAUAGGGAAUCUAGGAAACUCCUGGAGGAAGUGGAAGAUGAGAGGAAGAUGUUGCAAAUGGCUGAGGUUUGGCGAGAAGAACGGGUUCAGAUGAAACUAGUUGAUGCAAAGGUGACACUUGAGGAAACGUAUUCUCAGAUGAACAGGCUAGUAGCAGAGCUUGAGACUUUUCUAAGUUCAAGAAGAGCAACUCCCGAUGUAGAGGAGAUGAAGAAAGCGGAGCUCCUUCGAGAGGCUGUCACUUCAUUGAAUAUUCAAGAUAUCAAGGAAUUUACUUAUGAUCCCCCUAAUCCAGAUGAUAUUUUCGCUGUUUUUGAAGAUGUUAAUUUUGGUGAACCCAAUAAUAGGGAGAUUGAGCCAUACGUGGCAUUCUGUCCUGCCAGCCAUGCCUCCAAAACUCUUACUGAAGGAAGCAUUCAGAGGCAUUCUAAUGCAUAUGUUGAUCAGAAUGGGGAUAUAGAAGAAGAUGAGAGUGGCUGGGAAACAGUGAGCCAUGGUGAGGAUCAGGGCUCAAGUUAUUCACCCGAUGGGAGUGACUCAUCUGUCAACAAUAUUCACCAGGACAGUAAUGUGUCAGGGACUGGAACAGAAUGGGAAGAACAUGCAGGUGAGGAAACACCAAUUACCGAAAUCAGUGAAGUAUGCUCAGUACCAACUAGGCAAUUGAAGAAGGUGUCAUCCAUAUCUCGGCUUUGGAGAUCAUGCCCAAGCAACGGUGAAAACUACAAGAUCAUCUCGUCAGAGGGAAAGAAUGGAAGGCUCUCACAUGAAAGACUUUCUAAUGGGGCCAUCAUUUCUCCAGAUAGGGGUUCAUUUAAUGGUGAACUUAGUCACCAAGAUUUAGUAGGAGAAUGGAGCUCACCUGACUUGGGGAAUCCACACAUAACGCGAGGGAUGAAAGGGUGCAUUGAAUGGCCGCGUGGCAUGCAGAGGAAUAGUCUGAAAGCCAAGCUUUUGGAGGCAAGGGUGGAAAGUCAAAAGGUACAGUUACGCCAAGUUUUAAAGCAGAAGAUUUAGAUUCAGUAAGAUAUCCAUGGCCAGGCUUGCUCUGCAAUGGUUCUAAUAAACCCAGACAGAAAUGAGCAGGUUCUUUCCCAACCUUCUAAGGUAUUCAUAUCCGGUCUAUUGUAUGAUUAGUUUCUUGGAAUUAAUGGUAGCCGGUUCUCCAUUUUAUUUCCACUAAUCAUAUGCUCUAACAAGAGCAUCGUAUUUGUAUCAUAACUUUUGUCCACCUCGUAGAAAUAAUGCCUUCAAACAAUCAGCUGGGUUAUUCUCUGUCACCAUCGACCAUGGUUUUGGUUGUUCAGAGUAUGUAGCACCCUGUUUACAAGGGAUAUAGACAGCCCUGUGUAUGACAUGUCUUUACAACACAAUAUCUUCAGUUCUAAUUGGGCUGUAAUGU